UUUUAUCACACCAGUUUCAGUCUCAGGGCACUUCACAUCUUCGGCGAAGAAACAAAAUGGGCAGAAAGAAGAAAUUCAUCGACAAGAAAAAGUCGGCGACCUUCCAAUUACUCGCCCGAGACUCGUCUGAUCCCAACUACGAUGACUCACCCGGCAGCGACCGAGUCUUUAUCCGAGUUGACAACAGCAGCUACCCCGUUGAUGCCUUAUUCCCUGAAGAUAAUCCUCACGACGCCUCCGGUGCCGGCGGAUAUGAAGACGAUCCCAAUUCGAUAUUCGCUGAUGCGCCUGAGGAUGACGGCGGUGGGCAGGACUAUGAUCAAGUUUCCGGAUACUCGGCGGCGCCAUCAGCACCUCAGCCAUUGCCGGACCACGUUAGGAGGGAGAUUCUGGAGCUAGGGUUUCCUGACGACGGUUACAACUACUUGCUACAUAUGAGGGAGAUUAGGAGUACUUCUACAGUUUAUCACAAUUCCAAGGCUAAGCUCGAUCAGCUUCCUCAUGAUGUAAAGGCAUAUGAUGCUUCAAGAGUGCGCAUUUCUGAAAAUGAGGCUCCGAAUGAGAAGGUGAUUUACAGUGUGGCUUCUAAGACGGUUAAUGUAAGGGUUCAGAAAGCGGCUGAUCCAGAAGUAUCUGCAUUGCUUGAUGAUAGUGAUCUUUCACGGUUUGGUUCUGAUAUUGAGGACUUGGAAGAAGAUUUCGUUGUUCAGGCUAACCUUGCGGCAGAAAAGGAGGAGGAGGAGGAGGAUGUGUGUGUAGAUAAUGGGCCAAAUAUUGUUGAGCAAUCCGAGAACAAAAAUGUGAGAAAUGAAACAAACGGAGUUGGAACAAAUAGCAUUGAGGGUGCAAAGGAUAACUCUGUGGCUGAAAAGCCACGAGUUCAUCGCCUCUUGGACGAGCAAUUUGAUUUACUUGUGAGUCAGGAAUAUGCCAGUGAUGACGACAAUGAUGAUGAUUAUGGCUAUGUAGCUGAAGAAGAUGAGACCCUUGCAGAGAAGCUCAAACAUGCCACCCUGAAUGGCCAUGUGAGGGAUGACUUAGAACUGGACGGCGGUUAUAAGGCCCCUGCAGAUUUUCUGCGUGAUAAUGAGACAGUAAAAACGAAAGAGCUAGUGGACUCUGCUAGUGAGGUUAUUCGGCGCUGUGCCGAGUAUGCUGAGAAAUACGAGAAUGAAGUUAAAGAUGCAGACUUGGUCAUUGUGGAGGAAUCUAGUGAUGAAUCAGAAGUGUGGGACUGUGAGACCAUUGUUUCUACAUAUUCAAAUCUUGAUAACCACCCUGGGAAAAUCGAAGCUCCAGGAGUAGCUAGAAGGAAGAAGCUUUCUGAAACUGUUUCUGGAGCCUUGGGUUCUGCCAAUCAUGUGAUAACCCUUCGUGGGAAAGAGAGGCUGCCUGUGGACUUCUUGCCUCAUAGUAAAAAACCUGCUACAGAGAAGGUGAAAGAUAUAGGUGCCUUGAAAACUGAGCAGCAGAAAAGGAAGCAACAUGGUAUGGAGUCAAAGGAGGAGAAGAAAGAGCGAAAGGCCGCUGUCAAGGAGGAAAGGCGUGAAGCACGCCGUACCAAGAAAGAAAUAAAGGAACUUUACAAGGGUGAAGCACAGCAUGCUCAGAGAGUAGCUGCUAUAUCUGGCCCUUCUUCUAUUCAUCUUAUGUGAUUGUGUUGAUCAAGAAGUUGUAUCUCUAGUGAUUUUCUUAUAGGUAAGACAGAGUACUAGAUUAAUAGUCAAGACAGUUGCAUCGCUUGAGCCUGGACUUUUUGCAGCACAAACUAGUUACACAUGCUGUAAUCUACGACCAACGAUGUUAAGUGAGGCGAUGUAUGCUCCAUCCUGACUGCCUCAAGUUUUAGCAGCGUAGAAUAUAAGUUGUGAUUGAGAAAAUUUUGUGUUCGGAAAGGUUGGGUUCUGAUGUUUUUGGCCGGUAAUGGUAGAUAGGAGGACAUGCAUUGAGUUCUUUACAGUCAAAUGUGUAAUGUAGCACCAGGUGAAGAUUUGCUACAAAGCAUGGAUAAUAAUACUUUGUUUCUAUAA
Messenger RNA from Prunus avium (sweet cherry), 2030 nucleotides. RefSeq names its product Low temperature viability protein. The record is from RefSeq and is a predicted model, not a curated record. Lineage: Eukaryota; Viridiplantae; Streptophyta; Magnoliopsida; Rosales; Rosaceae. Gene Ontology annotation, biological process: ribosomal small subunit biogenesis; ribosomal small subunit export from nucleus. Gene Ontology annotation, cellular component: nucleus; cytosol; preribosome, small subunit precursor.